GUAGUUGCUGUAGUUGGUGUAGUAGCUGUAGUUAGUGUAGUAGCUGUAGUUGGUGUAGUCAGUGUAGUUGGUGUAGUAGCUGUAGUUAGUGUAGUAGCUGUAGUUGGUGUAGUUGCUGUAGUUGGUGUAGUUGGUGUAGUUGGUGUAGUUGGUGUAGUUGCUGUAGUUGGUGUAGUUGGUGUAGUUGGUGUAGUUGGUGUAGUUGGUGUAGUUGGUGUAGUUGGUGUAGUUGGUGUAGUUGGUGUAGUUGGUGUAGUUGGUGUAGUUGGUGUAGUUGGUGUAGUUGGUGUAGUUGGUGUAGUUGGUGUAGUUGGUGUAGUUGGUGUAGUUGGUGUAGUUGGUGUAGUUGGUGUAGUUGGUGUAGUUGGUGUAGUUGGUGUAGUUGGUGUAGUUGGUGUAGUUGGUGUAGUUGGUGUAGUUGGUGUAGUUGGUGUAGUUGGUGUAGUUGGUGUAGUUGGUGUAGUUGGUGUAGUUGGUGUAGUUGGUGUAGUUGGUGUAGUUGGUGUAGUUGGUGUAGUUGGUGUAGUUGGUGUAGUUGGUGUAGUUGGUGUAGUUGGUGUAGUUGGUGUAGUUGGUGUAGUUGGUGUAGUUGGUGUAGUUGGUGUAGUUGGUGUAGUUGGUGUAGUUGGUGUAGUUGGUGUAGUUGGUGUAGUUGGUGUAGUUGGUGUAGUUGGUGUAGUUGGUGUAGUUGGUGUAGUUGGUGUAGUUGGUGUAGUUGGUGUAGUUGGUGUAGUUGGUGUAGUUGGUGUAGUUGGUGUAGUUGGUGUAGUUGGUGUAGUUGGUGUAGUUGGUGUAGUUGGUGUAGUUGGUGUAGUUGGUGUAGUUGGUGUAGUUGGUGUAGUUGCUGUAGUUGGUGUAGUUGGUGUAGUUGGUGUAGUUGGUGUAGUUGGUGUAGUUGGUGUAGUUGGUGUAGUUGGUGUAGUUGGUGUAGUUGGUGUAGUUGGUGUAGUUGGUGUAGUUGGUGUAGUUGGUGUAGUUGGUGUAGUUGGUGUAGUUGGUGUAGUUGGUGUAGUUGGUGUAGUUGGUGUAGUUGGUGUAGUUGGUGUAGUUGGUGUAGUUGGUGUAGUUGGUGUAGUUGGUGUAGUUGGUGUAGUUGGUGUAGUUGGUGUAGUUGGUGUAGUUGGUGUAGUUGGUGUAGUUGGUGUAGUUGGUGUAGUUGGUGUAGUUGGUGUAGUUGGUGUAGUUGGUGUAGUUGGUGUAGUUGGUGUAGUUGGUGUAGUUGGUGUAGUUGGUGUAGUUGGUGUAGUUGGUGUAGUUGGUGUAGUUGGUGUAGUUGGUGUAGUUGGUGUAGUUGGUGUAGUUGGUGUAGUUGGUGUAGUUGGUGUAGUUGGUGUAGUUGGUGUAGUUGGUGUAGUUGGUGUAGUUGGUGUAGUUGGUGUAGUUGGUGUAGUUGGUGUAGUUGGUGUAGUUGGUGUAGUUGGUGUAGUUGGUGUAGUUGGUGUAGUUGGUGUAGUUGGUGUAGUUGGUGUAGUUGGUGUAGUUGGUGUAGUUGGUGUAGUUGCUGUAGUUAGUGUAGUAGCUGUAGUUGGUGUAGUUAGUGUAGUUGGUGUAGUAGCUGUAGUUGGUGUAGUAGCUGUAGUUGGUGUAGUUGCUGUAGUCGCUGUAGUUGCUGUAGUUGCUGUAGUUGCUGUAGUUGCUGUAGUUGCUGUAGUUAAUGUAGUUGGUGUAGUUAGUGUAGUUGGUUUAGUUGGUGUAGUUGGUGUAGUUGCUGUAGUUGGUGUAGUUGCUGUAGUUACUGUAGUUGCUGUAGUUGGUGUAGUAGCUGUAGUUGGUGUAGUAGCUGUAGUUGGUGUAGUAAGUGUAGUUGGUGUGGUAGCUGCAGUUGGUGUAAUAACUGUAGUUGCUGUAGUUAGUGUAAUUGGUGUAGUAGCUGUAGUUACUGUAGUUGAUGUAGUAGCUGUAGUUUGUGUAGUUGGUGUAGUUGCUGUAGUUGGUGUAGUUAAUGUAGUUGGUGUAGUUGGUGUAGUUGGUGUAGUAGCUGUAGUUGGUGUAGUUGGUGAAGUAGCUGUAGUAGGUGUAGUUAGUGUAGUUGGUGUAGUAGCUGUAGUUGCUGUAGUUGAUGUAGUUACUGUAGUUGCUGUAGUUGGUGCAGUAGCUGUAGUUGGUGUAGUAAGUGUAUUUGGUUUGGUAGCUGUAGUUGGUGUAGUAGCUGUAGUUGGUGUAGUUAGUAUAGUUGGUGUAGUACCUGUAGUUGCUGUAGUUGGUGUAGUAGCUGUAGUUUGUGUAGUUGCCGUAGUUGGUGUAGUUAAUGUAGUUGGUGCAGUUUCUGUAGUUGCUGUAGUUGGUGUAGUUAAUAUAGUUGGUGUAGUUGCUGUAGUUGGUGUAGUAGCUGUAGUUGGUGUAGUUGGUGUAGUAGCUGUAGUAGGCGUAGUUAGGGUAGUUGGUGUAGUAGCUGUAGUUGGUGUAGUAGCUGUAGUUUGUGUAGUUGCUGUAGUUGCUGUAGUUGGUGUAGUAGCUGUGGUUGCUGUAGUAGCUGUAGUUGGUGUAGUAGCUGUAGUUGGUGUAGUUGGUGUAGUUGGUGUAGUAGCUGUAGUAGGUGUAGUUAGUGUAGUUGGCGUAGUUGCCGUAGUUGGUGUAGUAGCUGUAGUUGGUGUAGUUGGUGUAGUUAAUGUAGUUGGUGUCGUUGCUGCAGUUGAUGUAGUUACUGUAGUUGCUGUAGUUGGUGUAGUAGCUGUAGUUGGUGUAGUAAGUGUAGUUGGUUUGGUAGCUGUAGUUGGU
Porites evermanni is the source of this 2718-nucleotide messenger RNA. Lineage: Eukaryota; Metazoa; Cnidaria; Anthozoa; Scleractinia; Poritidae. The record is from the annotation of a GenBank genome assembly.